AUGCCAGAUUUUAAAUAUCUAAAAUCCACUAUAAUACCAAACAACCUACCGAAAUACAGGCUUAGAAGACAAAAAGAGGAAAAGAGAAAUGGUUUCCUUUACUAUCAGAGGAUUUCAAGCAAUGAAUGGUUCUUAACAAUCUUUGUGCCAUGCAUACUUUUGAAGCCUGGUGUAACUAAUGGAUUCCCUCUUCCUCCUGAAGCUUAUGGACUUUAUUUUAUAAAUAUCCUUAUCAAAUGCAUAAAACAGCAUUUAUGCGAGUAUAAUGCGAAUGAGCAUAAUGGGUACAAUGUCAAGGAUAAAAAGGACUGGGUUGGAUGCGUUGUCGUAAUUUUUAAUUAUGACACGCAGCUGAAGAUCGCAAUAUUUGAAGAACAGAUGAAAACUUUUCAUGGAUCUCUUGCAAUCAGUAUACAGGAUGAGGACUGCUGA
Messenger RNA from Dracunculus medinensis (Guinea worm), 432 nucleotides. The record is from the annotation of a GenBank genome assembly. NCBI's taxonomy places the organism in Eukaryota, Metazoa, Nematoda, Chromadorea, Rhabditida, Dracunculidae.